GUGCGCGGCGGCUGCGGCGGGACGAGGGCUGCGCGGGCGUGUCUCUGGCUGUGCUGGCGCAACUCUAGAUCCUUUCCAGGAGGUCAGUUAUGGGUGUGAGAGGCUUACAGGGAUUUGUGAAGAGUAGCUGCCCACAUGUAUGUAUGGUAGUAAAUUUCAAAGAGCUGGCGGAGCAGCACCGAAGCAGGCAUCCUGGAGGCACCCCUACCAUUGUGGUCGACGCCAUGUGUUGCCUCAGAUACUGGUACACGCCGGAAUCGUGGGUCUGUGGUGGCCAGUGGCGGGAAUACUUUUCUUCUUUGCGAGAAUUUGUGAAAACUUUUACAGCUGUUGGCAUCAAGUUGGUAUUCUUCUUUGAUGGCAUGGUGGAGCAGUCCAAGAGAGAUGAGUGGGUGAAACGAAGACUCAAGAACAACAGGGAGAUAGCCAAGAUCUUCCAUUAUAUCAAGUCUCACAGGGAGCAGCCUGGCAGAAACAUGUUCUUCAUCCCCUCGGGGCUGCCCAUAUUUACGCAGUUUGCUUUGAAGGCCCUGGGUCAGGAAACUCUGUGUUCGUUACAGGAGGCCGACUAUGAGGUGGCUUCCUAUGGCCUCCAGAACAACUGUCUUGGGAUUCUUGGAGAAGACACUGACUAUUUAAUUUACGACACCUGUCCCUACUUUUCCAUCAGUGAGCUCUCCCUGGACAGUCUGGACACCAUCAUGCUGUGCCGAGAGAAGCUCUGUCAGAGCCUUGGUCUCAGCCUGUCUGACCUUCCUCUGCUGGCCUGCCUGCUUGGCAACGACAUCAUCCCAGAAGGCAUGUUCGAAAGCUUUCGUUACAAGUGCUUGUCUUCUUAUACCUCUGUGAAAGAGAACUUUGACAAAAAAGGUAACAUUAUCUUAGCUGUGGCAGACCACAUAUCUAAAGUGCUUCGGUUGCAUCAAGGUGAGAAGAAGCUGGAAGAGAUGUUACCUUUGGGGCCUAACAAAGCUCUUUUUAAUAAAGGAGUGGCAUCAUAUCUUUUGCCAGGACAGAAAUCUCCAUGGUUUUUUCAAAAACCUAAAGGUGUAGUAACUUUGGACAAGCAGGUACUAUCCAUGAGUUCAGAUCCUAAAUCCAAGCAAGAAGUUCCCGUGUGCACACACCCUGAAUCCAAGCAAGAAGUUACCACGUGUACAGACUCUGAAUCCAAGCAAGAAGUUCCUUUGUGUACAUACCCUGAAUCCAAACAAGAGGUUCCCAUGUGUAUACACCCUGAAUCCAAGCAAGAGGUUCCCAUGUGUACAGAUCCUGAAUCCAAGCAAGAAGUUCCCAUGUACACAGACCCUGAACCCAAGCAAGAAGUUCCCUUAUGUACACACCCUGAAUCCAGGCAAGAAGUUCUCUUAUGCACACACCCCGAAUCCAAGCAGAAAUUACCUGUAGGUAUGGACCCUGAAUUUAACCUAGAAGCACCCCUGUAUACAAACCCUGAAACUAAACAAGAGGAUCCUGUAAGUAUGGGGUCUGAAGUCAAGCAACAAAUAACUAUGGUUUCGGAUCCUGAAAUCUUAAAGGUCGCCAGAGCACAUCACGUCCAGGCAGAGAGCUACCUGGUGUACAAUGUCAUGAACAGCGGAGAGGUCGAAUGCAGCAACAGCCUGGAGGAUGCGAUGGACCAAGCUCUGCCCAGCCAGGCCUUCGUCUACCGCCCAGUGCGGCAGCGGGUGUACUCCCUCUUGCUGGGGGAUGGCGAAGGUGGUGCCAGCACCUGCCCCACUGUCAAGGAGUGGUUUGUGUACUCUGGGAACCCACUGAGGCAGCCGGACCUCGUCAGGCCUCUGCAGAUGAACAUUCCAGGGGGAGCACCUAGUUUGAAGCUACUGUGGCUGAGCCAAGAGGCAGGAGUCCAGGCCCAGCGCUUGGACACACUCCUGGCCUGUUUUGACCUUUCCUACUCGCGGGAAGAGCUGCAGGUGGUCGAGAGCCCCUUUCAAGCGUUGUGCUGCCUCCUGAUCUACCUCUUUGUGCAGGUGGACACCCUCUGUCUGGAGGAUCUGCACGCCUUCAUUGCGCAGGCCCUGUGCCUCGAAGGAAAGGCCACCAUGGAGCUUGCAGACUUGCAGCUCGACCACGUCGACCCCAGGGCCGUGCAGCUGGGUACCCUCCUGGUCCGCGGCCUCACCACCCUGGUGCUGGUCAACAGUGCCUGUGGCUUCCCCUGGAAGACGUCAGACUUCAUGCCCUGGAAUUUGUUCGAUGGGAAGCUGUUUCAUCAGAAGUACCUGCAGUCUGAGAAAGGGUACACAGCAGAGGCGCUUGUGGAACAACACAGGUCCCGGCUCACCAGAUUCCAUGCCCUGAAGUCAGUCGUGUGCAAGGCCUGCAUGAAGGAGAACAGACCCAUCGUCAGCAGGCGGCACUGGCGUUCACACCACUCAGGGCGGAGGGGCCAACAGGGAUCCAGCGCCCACAGGACGAGCUCUGGGUACAGCCGGUCUGGCCAAGGACAGCACUGGAGGGACCAGGGGCCAGGAAGUAGACAGUACGACCCUGACCAAUGGAGAAGAUAUUAAUCAUCAUCUGGGCGAUGAAAAGUGGAUACUGUACAAUAAUGUGGAACAGCAGAGAUCGUGGGGCAAGCGAAAUGAACCACCACCAACCACACCAAAGGCCAGUCUUCAUCCAAAGAAGGUGGUGUUGUGUAUAUGGUGGGACUGGAAGGGAGUCCUCUGUAAUGAGCUCCUUCUGGAAAACCAAACAAUUAAUUCCAACAAGUACUGCUCCCAGUUACACCAACUGAAAGCAGUACUCGACGAAAAGCGUCCAGAAUUAGUCAACAGAAAAUGCAUAAUCUUCCAUCAGGAUGAUGCAAGACCACAUGUUUCUUUAAUGACCAGGCAAAAACUGUUACAGUUUGGCUGGUAAGUUCUGAUUCAUCUGCUGUAUUCACCAGACAUUGCACUUUCGGAUUUCCAUUUAUUUUGGUCUUUACCAAAUUUUCUUAAUGGAAAAAUUUCCCAUUCCCUGGAAGACUGUGAAAGACACUUGGAACAGUUCUUUGCUCAAAAAGAUAAAAAGUUUUGGGAAGAUGGAAUUAUGAAGUUGCCUGAAAAAUGGCAGAAGGUAGUGGAACUAAAGGGUGAAUAUAUUGUUCAAUGAAGUUUUUGGUGAAAAUGAAAAAUUUGUCUUUUAUUUUUAUACAUAACAAAUUAUCCCAACACUUAGUGGUAUGGAACGUCCAUGGCAAAUGUUCACAGGCUCCGAGUCAGGAAUUCAGGCAGCUUGUCUCAGCUCCACCGUGUCUGUGACCUCAGCUGAAGACAUGACAUUAAUCAGAAGCUCAUUCACUCACAUGUCCUGCUGAAGCCGGCUCUUGACUAGGGGCCUCAGUUUCUCUCCACAUGAGCCUCUCCACUGGUCCAUGGGGGCUGGUUUGGGCUUCUUCCCAGCAUGGCAAUUACCUACCAAAGACAAGUUCCCCAAGAGCUAGAGAACCAGGCAGAAGCCAUGUCGACUUUUAUAACCUAACCUCACAAGUCAUGCGUCAGCUCUUCUGCCAUAUUCUGUCCAAAAAGGUAACCAGAAGGGCCUGUACAAAUUCAGGUGGAGAUGAAGUAGACUUUCCUCUUGAUGGGAAAGGAGUAGGGUUCUGGAAGAGCAUAGACCAGAAGUAGUGCUGUAGCCAUUUUUGGAAAAUAGAAUCUCCCACACAGACCAUUUCCCUUCUCCAUAAAAACAAUGAACUUUAAAUCUCAUGUCAUCCACCCCACUACCACGCUUCCUGUUGUACUUCUUCACACUCUUCAAGAUUUGGGCUCCCAGCUCACUCUUUCCAGCAUGACUCUUGGAAUAAUUUGAACAGCCUUGGACUUGAUAGUCCUUCCAAUAGCCUAAUGUUAGUCCCUUGACGUCACUUUCAGUGGUCUUGUCUUCCACCUUGGCCUUCUCAUUACCAACAGCUCAACCCCUUCAUAACUUCAGUUUUAUUUUAUUUUAUUUUUAU
This is a messenger RNA of Kogia breviceps (pygmy sperm whale), 3967 nucleotides long. Lineage: Eukaryota; Metazoa; Chordata; Mammalia; Artiodactyla; Physeteridae. The record is from RefSeq and is a predicted model, not a curated record.